UUCCCCUGCGAAAUCCAGACCAGGAGACAAACGUCUGAAUAUGAAAACGAUGUUUGUGUUGUGAUUGUCACCAUAUCCGGUUUUUACGUGCGAUGUUGUCAUAGCUUUUAAACGCCUACACCAUAAAUAAACCGAGUCAGAAAGGCGUUAACAGAUGAUAAUAAUAUUGGUGAUUUUCUAUGAGAUGACUGUAUUUUCUAUGAAAUUCCUUAUUUUUCAAAAAGAAAAAGAAAGAAACCCAAUAUUCCUUGUAUAUGUGUAAGGAAAUAUACAUGUAAAGGGUGUUUUAUUAGUUAUCUCAUUUUCAUAUUUUCUUUCAAUGUCAAUACACAACAGGCUACUUUCCAUACAUAUUUUAUUUCGAAACCACCAUGAUGUAACAGGAAGGGAAAAUACCUAAAGCAAGUCAUCACAGAUUUUUUCUGAUGAUGUCAUCAAAAGACAGCAGUCCCCCGGACACUCUCCACACGGGAGGAUGUCAUUGUGGUGCAGUAAGGUUUCAAGUUUUGGCACCGAAACGUCUUCAUGUGUACAACUGUAACUGUUCCAUCUGUAUGAAGAAGCAGAACAAGCACUUCGUAGUGCCGAAGUCAAAGUUUACUCUUCUGCAGGGCGAGGACAAUAUAACAACAUACACCUUCAACACGCGACAGGCUCAACACACGUUCUGUAAGACUUGUGGAGUACAGAGCUUUUAUACACCAAGAUCUAAUCCUGAUGGAUAUGGAGUGGCCCCACAUUGCCUGGAUCCUGGAACAGUAGAACACGUCACGGAGGAAGGAUUUGACGGACAGAACUGGGAAAAACAAAUCGAGGUCUCAGACAUUAGGUCAAAGUCCAAAGAGUGAUGUGUUGAUGACAUUCAUUGAACAAUAACAGGAUUCUCAAAUUUUUAAUUAAUUUUGUUACAUAUGUACUCUCAUUGUCGAAUAAUUGUUCUCAGCGUAAUUAUGUUAGGAUGCUUUCUGGGGAACUAAGGUUAUCACAAAUACAUGAUCUAAUUCCUGUGUAAGGGAUUCAGAAUUCACGAUUGCACGUAAGGGCACCAUGUCCAUGAACAUUGAUUUCACUUAAAGAGGUACUCUACAUCGUCAUAAGGGCUGAUUUCUUUUCAAACAUGGAUGAAAAUAUAAAUAUCACUGAUAUUUGUCUAUUCAUUUCAAAAUCAUCGCCUAGCUGUUAGUAGGUUAGCACAUCGAUUGUUGAACGAUCGCGGGAUCGAGUCCAGCAGGGGUUUUAAAAAAUUCAGAUUGAUUUCUACUAAAACUGCAUUUUUUAGCUAAAUACAGUAAAUUUGAAAGUUUUCAAUUUCAAAAUAUUGUAUAUACCCUCCACUUUUUAUCCAUAUCAAAUUUCUCUGGUGUAGCAUACCUCUUUAAGCCUUAAACUAACCCUUAAUUAUUGUCAACGAAACUCGAGUUGUCUAAACUACAGUAAAAUAGCAAUGCCUUAUUGCAGUUUCAUGGAUACAGGGGCUCUAAACCAAUUGAAAUAGAUGUUUAUGGACUUGCUCCUUUAAGUGUGAUCAUUGAGUUCUGAUUCCUCAAAACCGCAACGCCUUUUAUCAGUUUAUGUUUCCACAAAUUAUAUCAAUGAAAGGUGAAGAUAAUGAACAGUGAUCAAUCUCAUAACUCCUAUAAGCAAUACAAAAUAGCGAGUUGGGCAAACACGGACUCCUGGGUAUACAUGGAGUUAUCCGGAGUAAAUGGAGUUAUCCGUAGUCAGAAUCAGUGUGCCAAGAACGGCUUAACAAUCAGGAAGAAACACGUCAGACAGCAUUUAGAAAAUCUGUACCUGUUUACUAAAUGAUAGAACUAACUAUUAUGAAAUAUUGGAACUCGUUAAUGUUGACAGGUAUAAAAUUAGAUAAUGGCCAUUUGCAACUACUUCGAAAGUAACCAACUUGAAUAUUCAUAGUAUUUCUAAUAAGCAAGUCAAAAUAGCUCCUUUGGAAUACUUAUCUUGUUGGAUACCAAGUACACUGCAACAUGCUUUUGGAUCUUGUAAGUUUGUUGUAUACGAUUUGUUUUGUUUAUUUUAAUUCGUUUUUCUUCUGAAGUUACGGAUAAUAAAUAUAACGCUAAUAUA
Ostrea edulis (European flat oyster) is the source of this 2088-nucleotide messenger RNA. Its product is annotated as centromere protein V-like. Bases 426 to 848 code for a protein of 140 amino acids. Gene Ontology annotation, molecular function: carbon-sulfur lyase activity. The transcript is spliced from 3 exons. The record is from RefSeq and is a predicted model, not a curated record. Lineage: Eukaryota; Metazoa; Mollusca; Bivalvia; Ostreida; Ostreidae.